UCUGAUUAUGCAGUUUAUUUUUUGUUUUUAUUUAAAUUUUUAAAAAUUCUUGAAUGUAAUCUUUAUUUUUUAUUUUUUUGUUGCACAAAGUAGCAUUUUGAGAACACUUCACAGCUCAUGUUUGAACAAAAUUAUUUGUACUGGAUUUCAAGUUGUGAUAAGUUAAAAAAAAUCAAGAUACAUGAACUAAUCUUAUUAUAGUAGUGGUGAUAUGCCUUAGGAAGACUUUGAACCCUGGUCAGACUUUGAAUAAAAAGUUAUUAGACUUUGAUCUACCCUGAACUGUUUAAGAAAGACUUUGUACCAUAUAAGAGUUAAUAAUAUAGCCUACACCUCUCUUUUUAAAUUUCUUGCAACUAAGAUGGUUUUUCAAAGACGCGUUUUUAGUUUCCUUGCGGGCAAAACUGCCCUGAUCACAGGAUCUACAAGUGGAAUAGGAGAGGGUGUAGCACGUAGCCUUGCUGCCAAAGGAGCAAACAUUAUUUUCAAUGGGUUUGGUGAUGAAGCUGAGAUCAACAAAUUGGUUUCCUCUGUGCAAAAGGAGUACAAAGUUGACACCACCUUCAUUGGAGGAGAUUUAUCCAAACAGGAGGAUGUAAAAGCUUUACACCAGCAAGCAAUCUCCAAAUUUCCUGGUGGAAUUGAUAUACUUGUCAAUAAUGCUGGUUUUCAGCACGUGUCUCCAAUUGAAAGCUUCCCCCUGGAUGUCUACAGCAAGAUGAUUGGGGUCAUGUUGAUAGCGCCAUUCCAUCUCACACAACUCUGUCUGGGCAACAUGAAACAAAAAGGCUGGGGCAGAAUUGUAAACAUUGCAUCAGCUCAUGGCCAUGUUGCCUCCCCUAACAAGACUGCUUAUGUUUCUAUUAAACAUGGAAUUAUUGGUCUCACUAAGGCAGUGGCAAUAGAAUCAGCAGGAAGUGGGGUCACCUGUACAGCUGUGUGCCCUGGCUAUGUGGAGACUCCAUUGUUCGUCAAGCAAGCUGAAGCAAUUGCUCAAAAGCAAGGAGUUUCAUAUGAGGAAGGAAAGAAACAUAUAUUACGUGUCCAUCCUUCUGGUACAGCAGUGCAAGUUGAUGAGAUUUCAGAUUGUGUGGCCUUUUUGUGCUCCCCUGCUGCCAACCAGAUGACCGGAACCUCCCUUAUAGUGGACGGAGGAUGGCUGGCCAAUUAACCUCCCACCUGUAAAUACCACAUAGACAGCCGCAGAUAUACAAGUGGUGACUUAGCUGAGUGUCCAUGGCUUUAAUGUAAUGAGAAACAGUAAUAAUAGUUAAGUGUUGAUCAGCUUGUAAUUAUCCCAGAUGUUAGACCACCAACAUAAACAAAGUCUGUCUCAUUCUCAAAAAAGGCAAUUCUAUAUCAUGUCAUAUAAUUUAAUUACUUAUAUCCAUUGCCUAUGAAAAUCCAGAUUAUUACAACCAGUUGUGUUGAUUUACUGACCAUAUUUUUUAAAAAAAAAACUAAUAAUGACACAUAGCUGAUCAGCUACAUGUAGUUUAUGACCCCUAGUUAGAAGGGGACCAAGAUUAGCAAUACUGCCUAGCAUUCCCAUAACAUUAGGCUUCCAGCUCUAGCAGAGCCUGCUGCUGUUGUGAUGGUGGUUUUUUUUGUGAAUAGAACUUGUUGACUGGCUUUUAAUUUUUUUAAACUGUCAUUUUUGCAUAUAUUUUUAUUCACUUUUGUUAUGGAACAAAUAUUUAAAACCUGACUCAAUGUUGAUCCAAUUGUUAAUUUUGAACAAGUUAAAUUUUUAAGGUUAAUUCAUUAUACAAAACUUUUGUUUUUUAAAUUUUUGUUUUUAUGUCCUUCAGUGAAGCAAUAUUUUGAACAACUUAAUGAUAUUUGUUAUUGUUUGCAUGAAAAAGUGUUCUGUUUACUAACACUGGAUAAUGAUAUCGCAUUGUUUACCUGAACAAAUUAAAAACCUGAAUUGUAAUACCAUCUUGUACAUGAAACAAUUAUCUUCUUAUAAAAAAUUUGUUAACAAUGUUGUGAAUCAAAACUUGCUAGACCAUUCUAGACAGUUGCAAAUUUUACUCAUAUUUAUAAACUGUAAUUUGCUUGUACUAAUUCAGUUUUUAUUAUACUUUUGUUUUAUGUUGGUGCCAUCAAGUAAUCCUUAUAUAAUCUUGUUUUAUGACAUACAGACUAGUUUAUAAAUGUAUACAAACGUUAUUUUAUUUUUGUGACACAGGUGUCUUAAAGUCUUCUUAAGCUUGAAAUUUCUUUGUUUCCUUUAUUUCUAACUUUACUUUGACAAUUAAUUACAUAUAUAUUCCCGGUUUGAUGAGUUUUAGUUUUACAAUGUUUUAUUGAAUUCUUUUGUGUUAUUGGAUGCUCAAAAUAUAAAUAAAAUAUAGUAAUGCCUUGUU
Physella acuta is the source of this 2372-nucleotide messenger RNA. RefSeq names its product D-beta-hydroxybutyrate dehydrogenase. The record is from RefSeq and is a predicted model, not a curated record. NCBI's taxonomy places the organism in Eukaryota, Metazoa, Mollusca, Gastropoda, Physidae.